AUGCUCCGCCUGGCCAGGGGCCGGGUGAGUGCCUUGGCUGGGGGCCGGGAGGGCGGGAAGCAGCCGGAGGGAGCCGAGGCUCAGCCUCCUCUGGUGCUUCUUCCCUCCGAGCCACCCGGGUCCACGGCUGAGCGCAUCCUGCAGCGGGGGAUCUUUGAGAUAGACGGGAGAAGCUGCGACGUGGUGCUGAGCAACAGCGCCUUGAGGUGGAGGCCCAUCCAGCCCGAACGCCCCGCUGCCCAGGCGGCUGGUAAUUCCAAAUGUGACUUCGUGAGUAAAGAAGAAUUUAUUGAGCUCAAAGAUGUAUUCUCUGUGAAACUGAAAAGGCGUCGUUCUGCCAAGCAGCAAAAAGGUGGUACUUUGAUGGGCAUCACACUUUUUCUAUGUAUGAAAAAGGAACGAAAUAAACUGAAGGAUUAUACUCUUAAUCUUAAUAACAUAAGUGAAGACCAUUGUGCCUCAUGGGCUAAACAUUUGAAGGAAAUUUUGACUGAAUUUUCAAACCGACCCAAAUCUUUGAAAGUACUUAUUAACCCACGAAGUCACAAAAAAGAAGCUACCCAUGUCUAUUAUGAACAUGUUGAACCUCUUUUGAAGCUUGCAGAAAUAAAGACUGAUGUCACAAUAACAGAAUAUGAAGGACAUGCCCUAUCACUACUAAAGGAAUGUGAACUUCAAGAAUUUGACGGGAUUAUCUGUGUUGGUGGUGACGGAUCUGCCAGUGAAGUAGCUCAUGGUUUACUUCUUAGAGCCCAGAUGGAUGCUGGGAUAGACACAAAUUAUAUCCUGACACCUGUCAGAACACCACUUCCUCUUGGGAUAAUACCAGCAGGUUCUACCAAUGUACUGGCACAUUCACUUUAUGGGGUCACUCACACAGUGACUGCAACAUUACAUAUCAUAAUGGGGCAUAUGCAACCAGUAGAUGUCUGCACAUUCAGUAGCAGUGGCAAGUUCCUUCGCUUUGGAUUCUCAGCUAUAUUUGGCUUUGGUGGAAAGACCUUGGCUUGGGCAGAAAAACAUCGUUGGAUGUCACCUAAUCAAAGAAAAGACUGUGCUCUAAUUAAGACACUGGCAAGCCUCAAACCUGAAGACUGCGAAAUAUCAUUUUUACCUACAAAAGUUUCACAGGACUCCGAGGAAGCCAGUAGAAAUGAAUAUAGAACUACAGAAUCUGACUGUGAAAAUCAGUGGCAGAAGGUCCAGGGUCAUUUCCUGAACAUCAGUGUCAUGGCAAUCCCUUACUUAUUGGCACCUGGAGCCUUGGUUCCUAAUAACAGGUCAAAUAGUGGAAGUUUGGCUCUUAUUCUUACACGAAAUACUUCUCGACCAGAAUUUGUAAAGCAUCUGAAAAGAUAUGCCAGUUUUAAAAACCAGUUUCAUUUUCCAUUUGUUGAGACCUUCACUGUAACAGAAGUAAAAAUCCUGCCAAGAAAUAACUCUGGGUAUAACACAGGAGAUGUUGAGUUUCAUGGAACAUCUAGAGAAAAUAAUUACCCUUGGAACAUUGAUGGAGAUUUAAUGGAAGUGGCAUCAGAGGUUCAUAUUAAGGUGCACCCACAACUUAUCAAGCUUUUUGGAGGAAGCUGA
Messenger RNA from Gracilinanus agilis (Agile Gracile Mouse Opossum), 1590 nucleotides. It is a transcript of the gene CERKL, whose product is annotated as ceramide kinase like. Gene Ontology annotation, molecular function: kinase activity. The record is from RefSeq and is a predicted model, not a curated record. Bases 1 to 1590 code for a protein of 529 amino acids. The transcript is spliced from 13 exons. NCBI's taxonomy places the organism in Eukaryota, Metazoa, Chordata, Mammalia, Didelphimorphia, Didelphidae.